This is a messenger RNA of Platichthys flesus (European flounder), 9677 nucleotides long. RefSeq names its product teneurin-3. Gene Ontology annotation, molecular function: cell adhesion molecule binding; protein homodimerization activity; protein heterodimerization activity. The transcript has 30 exons. Gene Ontology annotation, cellular component: neuron projection; membrane. Bases 127 to 8322 code for a protein of 2731 amino acids. Gene Ontology annotation, biological process: neuron development; heterophilic cell-cell adhesion; signal transduction. NCBI's taxonomy places the organism in Eukaryota, Metazoa, Chordata, Actinopteri, Pleuronectiformes, Pleuronectidae. The record is from RefSeq and is a predicted model, not a curated record.
CAGGAGAGGAGGAGGAGGAGGAGGAGGAGGAGGGGUUGAAAGAGAGAGAAAUAAUCCAGUGGCGAGUGUCUGAGGGGAGCGUCUGUGCCGAAGGGGAGGGAGGUGGACACCCAGCAUGCAGGCAGCAUGGAACGGGUGAGGGAGCAGCGGCCUUUCUGCUCGCUGUCCAAGAGCCAGAGAGACAGGGAGCGGGACUGCGCCAGAGACCAGGACCGGGAGCGCCGCUACACCGCCUCCUCUUCCGACCGGGAGGAGGGAGCCUGCCGCGUGCCCACUCAGAAAUCCUACAGCUCCAGCGAGACGCUCCAGGCCUUUGACCAUGACCCCACGCGGAUGCUGUUCGGAGGCAGAGUCAAGGAGAUGGUCCACAAGGAAAGCGUGGAGUACAGCAGGCCAGGGCAGACAUUCUCGCUGAGGCAACUCGGGAUCUGUGAGCCUCCAGCUCGCAGAGGCCUGGCGCUCUGCCCCGAGACGGGCCUCUCCCACCCGCUCAGCAGCUACUCCCGGGGACCCGUCGCCACAGAAAACCAUGAGCCUGUAUCACCGGAACGUACCAUGACUCUUUGGGGAACGGGGGCCAAGUCUGGGCAGAACUCGUGCCUCUCCAGCCGCUCUAACUCGGCGCUGACGCUCACUGACACGGAAAUGGACAAUAAAUCGGACAAUGAGAUGGGGGAUCAUCUAUCCAGUCCGCAAGGCCCUCCACCUCUGCCACCAGCCCCACCCCCACACAAGCAGCACCCGUCCAUCACGUCCCUGAGCCGCGGCUCACUGGCCAAUCACAGGAGCCCGAGCCCUCCGCCCACAGGCGGCCUGGCGGCCGACUUGCAGAGCACGGCAGAAUGCGUCCAGCUGCAGGACAGCUGGGUCCUGGGCAGCAAUGUGGCCCUGGAGAGCAGGCACUUUCUUUUUAAGACGGGACCGGGAACGACCCCUUUCUUCGGCGCGGCCGCCCCCGGCUACACCAUGGCCACGGGGGCCGUCUACUCCACGCCGGCACGCCCGCUGCCCAGGAACAGCCUGUCCAGAGGGGCCUUCAAGUUCAAGAAGUCGCCCAAGCACUGCUCGUGGAAGUGCACCGCCAUGAUCGCUGUGGGCAUAGCUGUGGCGCUGUCGAUCAUCCUCUGCUACUGCAUAGCGAUGCACCUUUUCGGCCUCAAUUGGCAGUUGCAAGAGUUGGACAACCAGCCGGCUUUUGAAAAUGGAGGAGCUGGGAAGACAGGGCCCACUCAGUCGAGCGUAGUGACAGCUCUGGCUGCUGACGGAAGGACUACCGUGCUGCUCCAGGAGAACAACUCCAUCGAUACGGGACAGGUGGACAUCGGGAAGCGGGCGGGGCAGAGCGUCCCCCCGGGGGUGUUCUGGCGUUCCCAAGUCAGCAUGGACCAGCCGCGCUUCCUCAAGUUCAACAUCUCGGUGCAGAAGAACGCUCUGAUCGGAGUCUACGGGCGAAAGGGCCUCGCUCCCACUCACACGCAGUACGACUUUGUGGAGCUGCUGGACGGCAGCCGGCUCAUCGCCAAGGAGCACCGGAGUCUGAGCGAGCUGGACACGAGGGCGCGGCUGGAUCACCCGGUCACCGUCCACCAGGCCGGAUUCAUCCAGUACCUGGACUCGGGGGUGUGGCACCUGGCGUUUUACAACGAUGGACGCAGCGUGGAGGCGGUGUCCUACAACACCAUCAUCCAGGAGUCGGUCAUGGAGUGCACGCACAACUGCUACGGGAACGGAGAGUGCGUGGCGGGAUCCUGUCACUGCUUCCCAGGAUUCAUCGGGCCCUACUGCUCCAGAGCCUCCUGUCCCGUCCUGUGCAGCGGCAACGGCCAGUACACCAGGGGGCGCUGCCAGUGCUACAGCGGCUGGAAGGGCACCGAGUGUGACGUUCCCUCCGCCCAGUGCAUCGAUCCGCAGUGCGGGGGGCACGGCCUGUGCGUGGCAGGCAGCUGUGUGUGCAACAAGGGCCACAAGGGUUCCAACUGUGAACAAGUGGACUGUGUGGACCCGGCGUGCUCCGGUCACGGCGCCUGUCAUCACGGUGAGUGCCACUGUAACCCGGGCUGGGGCGGCAUCAGCUGCGAGAUCCUGAAGAGCACUUGUCCCGAGCAGUGCUCCAGUCACGGCACCUUCAACACGGACUCGGGGACCUGCGUCUGCGAGGCCAACUGGACGGGCGCCGACUGCUCCAUAGAGGUGUGUGUGGUGGACUGUGGUCCCCACGGCUCAUGCAUCAGCGGGAUGUGUCACUGCGAGGAAGGCUGGACAGGACCAGAAUGUGAGCAGAGGGACUGUCACCCACGCUGCAUCGACCACGGAGUCUGCCGAGAGGGCAAGUGUGACUGCCACCAGGGCUGGACGGGUGAACACUGCACCAUCGCCCUGGAUUCCAGAGUAUCAGCAGUCAAGAUAGGAUAUAAAGACGGCUGCCCCGGGCUGUGCAACAACAACGGAAGGUGCGUCCUGGAUCAGAAUGUCUGGCACUGCAUCUGUCAGUCAGGAUGGCGAGGGCUGGGAUGCGAUGUAGCGACCGAAACGCUCUGCUCAGAUGGCAAGGAUAACGAGGGAGACGGCCUCGUGGACUGCAUGGACCCGGACUGCUGCGCUCAGAUCUCCUGCCAGGGUCAGACCUACUGUCGCGGCUCGCCUGACCCCACCUCCAUCGCGGGCCAGGGCCAGAGCUCAGCCGGCCAGCCCACGUCCAAGGGCUUCUACGACCGCGUCAGCUUUCUGAUUGGUCCCAGCGGCAGUCACGUGAUACCCUGGGAUAACCCGUUCAACGGCAGCCUGGCGUCGGUCAUCCGGGGUCAGGUCCUCACCGGAGACGGGACGCCGCUGAUUGGAGUCAACGUGUCUUUCCUGCACUACCCGGAGUUCGGCUACACCGUCACCCGGCAAGAUGGCAUGUUCGACCUCUUGGCCAACGGCGGCGCUUCCUUGACGCUGAGUUACGAGCGCGCCCCGUUCCCCACGCUGCACCGCACCGUGUGGCUGCCCUGGAACGUGUUCCACGUGAUGGACACGGUGGUGAUGAAGCGGGAGGAGAACGACAUCCCAAGCUGCUACCUGACCGGCUUGUUCAGACCCCACCCGCUCAUCGUGGCCACGCCCCUCUCCACCUUGUACAAGACGUCCCCAGAGGACAGUCCCAUCAUCCCCGAGACGCAGGUCCUCCACGAGCAAGUGGCCAUACCAGGCAGUGACCUCAACCUGGUCUACCUGAGCUCCAGGGCAGCUGGCUACAAGCCCAUCCUCAAGGUGCUCCUGACCCCGGAGCGUCUCCCCUUUGGCCUGAUGAAGGUCCACCUGAUGGUGGCCGUCAUGGGCCGUCAGUUCCAGAAGUCCUUCCCUGCGUUCCCCGACCUCUCCUACACCUUCAUCUGGGACAAAACAGACGCCUACAACCAGAAGGUCUUUGGCCUGGCGGAGGCUGUGGUGUCGGUGGGAUACGAGUACGAGUCCUGCCUUGAUGUGGUGCUCUGGGAGAAGAGGACGGCCAUGCUGCAAGGCUUUGAGCUGGACGCUGCCAACAUGGGGGGCUGGAUGUUGGACAAACACCACGUACUGGACAUUCAGAACGGUAUUCUGUACAAAGGCAGCGGGGAGAACCAGUUCAUCUCCCUGCAGCCGCCUGUGAUCUCCACCGUCAUGGGGAACGGGCGGCGCCGCAGCAUCUCGUGCCCCAGCUGUAACGGACAGGCCCAGGGCAACAAGCUGCUGGCGCCGGUGGCUCUGGCGUGGGGCAUCGACGGGAGCCUGUACGUCGGCGACUUCAACUACAUCCGCCGAAUCUACCCGUCGGGCAACGUCACGAGUAUCAUGGAGCUCCGAAAUAAAGACUUUAGACACAGCAACAACCCAGCGCACCGGUAUUACCUGGCAACUCACCCAGUAACCGGCCAGCUGUACGUGUCGGACACAAACUCCCGGAGGAUCUACCGACCGAAGACCUUGACGGGGACCAAGGAUCUGCAGGCGAACGCAGAGGUGGUGGCCGGAACCGGGGAGCACUGCCUGCCCUUCGACGAGAACCACUGCGGCGACGGAGGCAAAGCUCCAGAGGCGUCGCUCACUGGACCCAAAGGCAUCGCCGUGGACAAGAAUGGUCUGAUUUACUUUGUGGACGGCACCACGAUCCGGAAGGUGGACCAGAACGGCAUCCUCUCCACGUUCCUCGGCUCCAACGACCUGACGUCGGCCCGCCCCCUGACCUGUGACAACAGCAUGGACAUCAAUCAGGUGAUUCUGGAGUGGCCCACCGACCUGGCCGUCAGCCCCAUGGACAACUCCCUGUACGUCCUGGACAACAACAUAGUGCUGCGCAUCACAGAGAACGGUCAAGUGAGCAUCGCAGCCGGGCGACCCGUCCACUGCCCGCUGGCCGGCCUGGACCGCGGAGUGGCCGGCGGUCAGAGGGCUCAGUUAACCCCUCUAGAAUCAGCGGUUUCCAUCGCCAUAUCUUUCCACGGCGCCAUCUACAUAGCCGAGACAGAUGAGAGAAAGAUGAGCAGGAUCCGGAAGGUUUCUGUGGAUGGCGAGAUAACGCACUUGGCCGGAGUUCUCUCCGACUGCGACUGCAAGAACGAUGCCAACUGCGACUGCUACCAGACAGGGGACGGCUAUGCCAAAGAUGCCAGGCUCAAUGCCCCGUCCUCUUUAGUGGCGGCUCCAGAUGGAACGCUUUACGUGGCAGAUCUGGGCAACAUCCGCAUCCGGGCCGUGAGCCGAAACGGGCCAACUUUGACUUCCAGCGCCGGAACAUACGAGGUGGCCUCCCCCGACGCCCAGGAGCUGUACGCGUUCGACAGCAACGGCACCCACCAGCACACGGCCAGCCUGCUCACCGGGGACUUGAAGUUCACGUUCAGCUACAGCACGGAGAACGACAUCACGGCUGUGACCGACAGCAGCGGAAACACCCUGAGGAUCCGCAGGGAUCCCAACCGCAUGCCGGUGCGUAUCGUGGCCCCGGACAACCAGGUGAUCUGGCUCUCCAUGGGCACCAACAGCCGGCUGAAGACUCUCACCACGCAGGGACAGGAGCUGGUUCUUCUCACCUACCAUGGUAACAACGGCCUGCUGGCUACGAAGACUUCGGAGAUUGGCUGGACGACGUUCUAUGACUACGACAGUGAGGGACGGCUCAUGAACGUGACGUUCCCCACCGGCAUGGUGAACAACCUGUACACGGACAUAUACAGCGCGUUGACGGUGGACAUCGAGAGCUCCAUGUCGGACGAGGAGAUCAGCAUCACCACCAACACCUCCACCCUCCGUGCCUUCUACACUCUGGCUCAGGAUCAGUGUAGGAGCAGCUACCAGGUCGGCUUCGACAACUCGUUGAGGAUCACCUAUGCCAACGGGAUGGACACCCACUACCAGACUGAGCCCCACAUCCUGGCGGGUGCCGCCAACCCGACUGUGGCCAGACGCAACAUGAGCCUGCCAGGGGAGAGUGGGCAGAACUUGGUUGAGUGGCGCUUCCGCAAAGAGCAAGCCAGAGGGAAAGUUAUCGUGUUUGGACGCAAGCUCCGGGUGAAUGGACGAAACAUUCUCUCAGUCGACUAUGAUCGCACCCUGAGGACCGAGAAGAUUUACGACGACCACAGGAAGUUCCUCUUAAAGAUUAUAUACGACACAGCGGGACACCCGGUGCUCUGGGUGCCCAGCAGCAAGCUCCUGCCGGUGAACGUGAGCCGAACGAGCAGCGGCCAAAUCAGUGCCCUGCAGAGAGGUCCCACCACUGAGAAGCUGGAGUACGACAGCCAGGGCCGACUGGUUUCCAGGGUGUUUGCUGAUGGGAAGAUAUGGAGUUACACCUACCUAGAGCAGUCCAUGGUGCUCCUGCUCCACAGUCAGCGACAGUACAUAUUUGAUUUCGACUCUCUCGACCGGCUUUCUGCUGUCACCAUGCCGAGUGUGGCCCGCUACACCAUGCAGACGAUCCGCUCGGUGGGAUACUACAGGAACCUGUACCACCCCCCAGAGAGCAACGCCUCAGUGGCUGUGGACUACAGCGAAGACGGCCUCCUGAUGAGAGUAGCCCACCUCGGCACGGGACGCAGGGUCCUGUACCGGUAUCGCAGGCAGAACAAACUGUCAGAGAUCCUGUACGACAGCACCAGGGUCAGCUUCACCUACGACGAAAUGGCGGGCGUGCUGAAGACCGUCAAUUUGCAAAAUGAAGGCUUCAUCUGCUCCAUUCGUUAUCGGCAAGUCGGCCCCCUGGUGGACAGGCAGAUUUUCCGCUUCAGUGAGGACGGUAUGGUCAACGCGCGCUUCGACUACACGUACGACAGCAGCCUGCGUGUCACCAGCGUGCAGGGCGUCAUCAACGAAACGCCCCUGCCCAUCGAUCUAUACCAGUUCGACGACAUCUCGGGGAAGAUUGAGCAGUUUGGGAAGUUCGGGGUCAUCUACUAUGACAUAAAUCAGAUCAUCUCCACGGCGGUCAUGACCUACACCAAACACUUCGAUGCACACGGACGCAUCAAGGAGAUCCAGUACGAGAUCUUUCGCUCACUCAUGUACUGGAUCACCUUCCAGUAUGACGACGUCGGCCGAGUCACCAAGCGGGAGAUCAAGAUUGGUCCCUUUGCAAACACCACCAAGUACAGCUACGAGUACGACGUGGACGGACAGCUCCAGACUGUGUACCUGAACGACAAGGUCAUGUGGCGCUACACCUACGACCUUAACGGAAACCUGCACCUGUUGAAUGCAGGAAGCAGUGCCAGACUUCUGCCUCUGCGCUACGACCUGAGGGACCGCAUCACCCGUCUCGGAGAUAUUCAGUACAGAAUGGAUGAAGACGGUUUCCUCCGUCAGAGAGGAGCAGAAAUAUUUGAGUACAACUCCAAAGGACUCCUGGUGCGGGUUUAUAGCAAGAGCGCCGGCUGGACGAUUCAGUAUCGCUACGACGGACUCAGCCGCAGAGUUUCCACCAAAACCAGCUUGGGCCAACACCUGCAGUACUUCUACGCAGACCUGAGCUACCCGGCCAGGAUUACACACGUAUACAACCACUCCAGCUCAGAGAUCACCUCGCUCUAUUACGACCUCCAAGGCCACCUGUUCGCGAUGGAGAUCAGCAGCGGGGAGGAGUUCUACAUUGCCUGUGAUAACACCGGCACACCUCUGGCUGUCUUCACCAGCAACGGACUCCUGGUCAAACAGCUGCAGUACACGGCGUACGGCGAGGUCUACUUCGACUCCAACCCCGACUUCCAGCUUGUUCUCGGGUUUCACGGAGGACUGUACGACCCCCUGACCAAGCUGCUGCACUUUGGGGAGCAGGACUACGAUAUAAUGUCGGGAAGGUGGACGCUUCCAGAUAUAUCUACUUGGAAGAGAGUUAGCAAAGAUCCUGCUCCUUUUAAUUUAUACAUGUUCAGAAAUAACAACCCCAUCAGCAAGGUCCAUGAAGUGCGAGAGUAUGUGGCAGAUGUGAACAGCUGGCUGGUAACCUUUGGCUUUCAUCUUCACAACACCAUUCCUGGGUUUCCAGUCCCGAAAUUUGAUUUAAGCAUGCCAUCCUACGAGCUGAAGAAGAGUCAGCUGUGGGAUGAUCUGCCGUCUAUCUCUGGGGUCCAGCAGGAAGUAACCAGACAAGCACACUCCCUCUUGUCAUUCGAGCGGCUGCCGGAGGUCCAUCUCAGCCGAGGUCGCAGGGGUGAAAAGUCUUGGCUGUGGUUCUCUGCGGCGAUGUCUCCCAUCGGAAGAGCAGUCAUGUUCGCCAUUUACAAGGGCAGCAUCCACACCCACACACUCAACGUGGCGAGUGAGGACUGCAUCAAGGUUGCGACGAUCCUGAACAACGCGUUCUAUCUGGAAGACCUCCACUUCACCAUAGAGGGACGGGACACGCACUACUUUGUCAAGCCGGGCCUUCCGGACGCCGACCUCGCCGCGAUGCACCUCACUAGUGGGCACAAGACUCUGGAGAACGGCGUCAACGUAACCGUCUCCCAGUCCACCACGGUCAUGGAUAGUCGGACUCGCCGUUUUGCAGAUGUGGAGAUUCGCGCUGGGGCUCUAGCUCUCCACAUCCGAUAUGGAUCCACGGUGGACGAGGAGAAAGCGCGGGUGGUUGAGCUCGCUCGUCAGCGCGCCUUUGCGGGAGCAUGGGCGAGGGAGCAGCAGCGAGUGCGGGAGGGUGAGGAAGGGGUGCGCCCCUGGACAGAGGGAGAGAAGAGGCAGCUUCUGAGCAGUGGGAAAGUGCUGGGGUAUGAUGGGUACUAUGUGCUCUCCAUCGAGCAGUACCCAGAGUUAGCAGACAGCGCUAAUAACAUUCACUUUCUUCGGCAAAGUGAAAUUGGGAAAAGGUAACACUACACCGUUCAAUUUCUGCCAAAGAGACAAAGUCUUGGUAGAGACAUGCCAGCGGACGAAAUGAAGAGCAGCUGUAAUCAAAGGUUUGCCGAUAUGUAUCCCGAGUGUCCAUGUGUUUUUUUCUAUAAAACAAAAAUACAAAGAAAAAAAAAAAUACAGACGGUCAAAAGCAAUGCUGUGCAUUGUGAUCUAGGGACUACAGAGUAAAUGUAUAACUACACCAAGCCUUAAUAUGGCUUUUACAGGUCAGUUUCUCUGUAGCACAAGCCUUCUGGACUCUCAAUCAGAGACAUAGUUGUGUGUUUGGGAAACCGUGAGCUAGUUUUAGGUGUCUUCUGUUGUUGUUUUUUUGUUUUUAAUCAAGAAAAAGUCUGUCUCAACAGAGUAUUCUAAGAGCAAAGGAAAUGUUUACAUUAUGCAUAUCUGCACUUCUCUGGAAGUACAGGGCUCAUGAGUUCACACGCCCCGAGCGAGCAGUGUCCUUGAGCGAAUGUUUUUUUUUUUUGUUUUUUUUUUUCAAAUCAGAGACUUCUGACAUUAGAGAUAUCCUCACCAAACAGCCACUAUGUAUACCAGAUUUAGCACUGUAAACAUUGACAUGUCUUAUUCUCUUGAGAUGCUUUUAAACUGAAAAAAAUGAAACGUUUCUUUGUUUAAAUACCCAAUAUUCAUCGUGGAAGAAAAAGGACAGCAAAGGUAUGACGGACUCUCUCUGGGGAGGAGAAGGCACAGCUGUGUCCUGGACAGCACAGGGACACCAUGUUUUGUAAAUUAUGCAAGAGUUUUAUGCUGUUUUUUUAAGAAACUGAAUAAAUGUCUGUACUAGUCAUAUUAACAGUAAUUUAUGUUGUGUUUAUACAUAUAAAAAAAAAAAAGCUCCAUCAGAUUUAGAUGUUUUUUUUUUUUAUUUUAUUUAUUUUCCAGACAUGCUUUUCGUUUUCUUUUCAGUUACAUUCCUUCCAAUGUGGCUGUGGGGCUUCUUCACAAUGCUCUGUUUAAGUAAUUAACAGAAACCUGUGCAUGUGGUGACAAGUAUUUUUACAAGUGGUGAUGUAUCUGUAACAUGCAGUCAACUAUUAUUUCCACUAAAUUUAAUGUUUGUUGGGCAUAAUGCCUUUUGACCUGGCUUCCUGUCCAAUGAAUAUUUCAUCAACACAAAUAUUUCAUGAAACCAUUGCGCGCAUAAGCAAGGUCACAGCAGAUCCAAAUAUAGAUCACGUCGAUAUUCUCGGUAGGUAUGGUUUUUUUUUUUUUACGUUUGAAUGUUACAUGCACUCAUGGAUUAAAAUGAUAUUGGGGUUUCUUUUUCGGUGUGUCGUUUUUGUGAACAACUUCUUUUUGUUUUGUUCUCA